UUGUGAACGAUAAAGGAAGUGUGCAGAGAGUGAGACGAGAGUGUCGAACUCGGUUGUAUAUGUAAACGCUAAUUAUGAACUUGGAUAUGUUAAAUUAUUCAUUGUGAUUCUGAGUCGAGAAAAAACUAUCACGUAUGGUAGAGCCGUAAAAGUAAAAAAAGUGUUGGUGCAGGACAAAAUCUGAUAAAACAAGUUGAGCAAUAUUUAUGCAAGUAGGUGAGGGCGUCUGACUCGACUGUUCGCUAGUACAAGGAAGGCGAGGCAUCAAUCCCAUUCCCGUAUUUGUGUUGUAAAGGACGAGAGCAGUUCCUCAGAAUUGUGUGCCCCGGGUUCAUUAUAACUACAUUCUGUAUAUUGCUUUUAUAUACUAGAAACAUCAACUACUUCAAAACAGAAUCUACGUUGAGAAACAAUGAAUGCCUCAGAACAUGGGUUUAACCCAGCCUUUAACAUGGCCUCCAUAAAACAGGCUUUCAACGAAGCUGUAGAAAGAGUUUCAACAGUGAGAAUGCCAGCUCCCACUCGUUUACGAGAUCUGAUCAGGCAAAUCAGAGCUGCUCGUACUGCUGCAGAAGAGCGAACGGUUGUCAAUAAAGAGUGUGCAUACAUACGUUCGACAUUCAGAGAAGAAGACAGUGUCUGGAGAUGUCGCAAUAUCGCCAAAUUGCUCUAUAUUCACAUGUUGGGAUAUCCUGCACAUUUUGGCCAGUUAGAGUGCUUAAAAUUAAUAGCAUCACCAAGGUUCACUGAUAAACGGAUUGGCUAUUUGGGAGCAAUGUUACUUCUCGAUGAACGACAAGACGUUCAUCUUCUUAUAACAAAUUGUUUGAAAAACGAUUUAAAUAGUUUAACGCAAUUUGUAAUUGGAUUGGCAUUAUGUACACUGGGCGCUAUCGCAUCUCCAGAAAUGGCGAGAGAUCUUGCCUCCGAAGUUGAAAGAUUAAUGAAAUCUCCAAAUGCGUAUAUCAGGAAGAAAGCAGCACUUUGCGCGUUUAGAAUUAUAAGAAGAGUACCAGAACUCAUGGAAAUGUUCCUUCCGGCAACUCGCAGUCUUCUUACAGAAAAAAAUCAUGGAGUCUUAAUAACCGGCGUUACAUUAAUUACUGAAAUGUGUGAAAACAGCAUUGACACAUUAACUCAUUUCAAACAGAUUGUACCAAAUCUCGUAAGAAUUUUGAAGAAUUUAAUUCACGCCGGAUAUUCACCUGAACAUGAUGUGUCAGGAGUAUCGGAUCCAUUCCUUCAAGUGAAAAUUUUACGACUCCUGAGGAUUUUGGGACACAACGAUGUGAACGCUUCCGAAGCAAUGUAUGAUAUUCUUGCUCAAGUAGCGACAAACACCGAAACAACAAAGAAUGUUGGAAAUACAAUAUUAUACGAAACGGUCUUAUCAAUAAUGGAUAUUAAAUCUGAAAGUGGACUGCGUGUAUUGGCUGUGAAUAUUUUGGGCAGAUUCUUACUCAACAAUGACAAGAAUAUCCGCUAUGUUGCCUUAAAUACGUUAUUAAAGACAGUCUACGUUGAUACAAGUGCAGUGCAAAGACAUCGAUCGACAAUAUUGGAAUGCUUGAAAGAUCCUGAUGUGUCAAUAAGGCGACGGGCAAUGGAGUUGAGUUUUGCUCUCGUAAAUACGAAUAAUAUUAGAAAUAUGAUGAAGGAAUUACUUCUUUUCUUGGAACGUGCAGAUCCUGAAUUUAAAGCUCAAUGCAGCAGUAAUAUCGUUAUGUCUGCUGAGAGGUUCUCUCCUAAUAAAAGAUGGCACCUUGAAACUUUAUUUAAAGUUCUUGUCGCUGCUGGUAAUUAUGUGAGAGACGACGUUGUUGCAUGUACGAUACAAUUGAUCUCAGAAACUCAAGCUCAACAAUGUUAUGCAGUGAGUGCACUUUGGAGGGCUUUAGAGAAAGAUACGUCCGAUAAACAACCAUUGGCGCAGGUAGCCACUUGGUGUAUAGGAGAAUAUGGAGAUGUAUUAUUGUAUGGUCCACAUCCAGAGGAUGCUGAUGCACCCGUUGACUUGACGGAAGAUGAAAUCAUUGAUGUUUAUCAGAGGCUACUUUGGAAUCCACAGAAUACUGUCAUUACAAAGCAGUACACUUUACUUUCUCUCACAAAGCUUAGCACUCGAUUCCAUAAAGGAAAUGAUGAUUCUACAUUUUACAGGAAAAUUCGACAGAUAAUAGACACAUUUGGAAGUAAUUUACAUAUUGAACUUCAGCAACGUGGAAUUGAAUUUUCACAAUUAUUUAGGAAAUACGAUCAUUUAAGACCGGCUCUUCUUGAACGAAUGCCACCAAUGGAAACAGCGAGACCACAAGCAAAUGGAAUAAUUGGAAUGGUGAACGGCGAACCUGAUGUUCUCGAAGAGGAAAAAUCGUCAAUUUUAGAAACCGAUGCUUCAACAACAGACUCGAACGCCCUCUUGGAUCUUCUUGGAACAGCCGAUUUAAAUUCGUCGAUGGCGAGUGUGCCAGCAACAGCAACAACAACUGUUCCUCCAAGUACGCCUGUCACGAAUACAAAUGAUCUUUUGGAUCUUUUGGGCGGAUUAGAUUUGAGUACACCGACCUCGACUCCAGCUAUAACACAACAAUCGCCUUCACAAAUAUUUAGUCCAACAAACACUUCUAAUUUCUUAGUUGACGGACUGCUUAACUCUUCCUCACCAACAAUUCAAAAUGAAGCCCAAAAUAUGGUUGUCUUUGAUAAGUCGGGACUGAAAAUUACCUUUAAAUUAGAACGGUCAACAGAAAAUGCCGAUUUGCUGAUAAUAAAUAUGUUGGCACAAAAUUCUGGAACAAUUCCAUUGACUGAAUUUUUGUUUCAAGCCGCAGUUCCUAAGACAUUCCAGUUGCAAAUGUUUUCGCCUUCCGGUACUAUUCUUUCACCAUCGGGUCAAGUUACUCAAGUAUUGAAAGUAACAAAUAUUAAUAAAGCUUCAUUGAGAAUGAGAUUACGCAUUUCUUACACGGGAUUAGCGGGUCCAGUUUUGGAACAGGCAGAAGUAAACAGCUUUCCAUCUUUAGUAUCACAAUGACAGUAAACUAUACAGAAGCCAAUUUAUUGUACAUAUGCCUGCCUAAAUAACUAAGCGAGUCUUUAAUAGACUGAAUUCUAAUCUCACAUCUAAACGAUUGUCGCUUUCAGACUAGCGAUUUGUCGUUCCAAAGAAUAUUGCUCCAAGAAAUGUAGCUUACGAAAUUGAAAAAAAAAACAAAAUCAUGCACGUGAAAAAUAUUUUCUUUUAAAAGUAUAGAAAAAAAAGAUUUUUUGACAAAUUUUUGUUAAUAACUGGAGGAUUGUUGAUAUUGAACAUAUCUUCAAAUAUGAAAGUCAAACAAUUAGUUUAAUGAAAGUAAUUUUUUUCUAUUAAAAUGAAGAAUUUAUUAUGUUUUUAGAAAAUUAGUCCACGUCAAAAAUAUCAAAAUCUGCAAGCGAUCUUUUGAUUUCUAAUGAAAUUUUGCAAAAUUAUAGUUUCAGAUUAGAACUAAUUUUAUUUUUGUGAAAUUAACAUUUUUCAUUACAAAAAAUGGUAAUAUAUUAAGAUUUAGGAUUAAAGGACAAAAGUAGAAACACUAUAAAUAAAAAUAGUUUUUUUUUAUCUAAACAAAAAAUUGCUAUACAAUUAGGCAAAUAUGUACAUAUUUUGUAUUUAAAAUACAAGUAGCUCUAAAAUGAAACUAUUUUUUUAGAGUGUUAAUAAAAUUGGAAAAUCAUUUGCCGAUUUAUAUACAUAUUGUAAGAACCAUCCGCAUAUAUGAUAUGAAAAAAACAUUGGUAUUUUUUUAAAUUUUAUUUCUCUAAUUCGCAAUCUAGAAAACUAUUGUUAAAUUAUAAGUUAAUUCUUCAAUUUAAAACAAAUUUAUUUAAUUAAAAGAUUGAAGAUUAAAAAUAAAAUUUUUGAUACACAGUCGUAACGCAGCUAGCUGCCCCAAAAUAAUGCUUUUUUAACCGUCGCUCGCAUUAAUGUGUCUUACUUCCGCUUUUCUCUAACAAUUUACUUGAGCUCUCUUUAUUUCGAUUAAAUUAAUUGAAAUAAUUUGACAGCGUUAAUUUAAAUAAAUAAACGCUUACACUCGGCCAUCCUUAAUUUGUUAGCCCCUCAAACACUAAUAAUCGAAGUUACAUUUUUAAUAAGUAACAUAAUUUCAACAUCGUUGCGGUUUUACUCUGUGUCUUUUUGACCUUUAAUUAUCAGUCUCGUUCACGUUUUCUGUUUUCACAUUUUGAUUAUUUACAAUCUCCUUCUGUUUGAUUUCAUUAACAUUUUAUAUUUCGCUUUUCGAUGACAGUAUUUUGAUUCUCAUUCUCACCUAGAAUUUCCACAUUACUUUCUGAUUCUGAAUCCAAUUCUAAGUCAUUGAAUUUUUCGUUUCCCUUUCUUAAACACAAUGACGUGUAAAAAUUGCAUUAGGUUCUGGGUAGGAACCAGCUCUUACAUCAUUUAUUCAUCUAAUUCAGUUCCACUCAACAAGAGCCUCAUCCGGGUUUUGUACAGAUGAUACAGAUUUACACAAGUAAAUCUUCUACAUCCAAGUAAUACGCAUAGUCCAGUCAUGUUAGCAUUUUCAGAUGUUUUAACUCAAUUUUUACAUAGAAUCUCAUUUUAUUACCAUUGUAUGGUAUAAAAUGUAUCUAUAAAUGUUAUCUGUUGUCUAUCUCCCAAACAAACAAUUUUUUAGCAUUCGUUAAUAAAGUGAUCCAUCCAAGGUCACUCGCACGUUUCAUCAAGAACUCAUCUACAUAACUAGUAUCAAAUGUUCGAUCACAAUCAUUUACUAAAACUGAUUGCACUGUCCAAUUACACAGCUUUACAAAUUAAAAACUUUUUUUGCCAAUCGAAUGAAACAUUUUUUUUCAAUUAAUAAGUGUUUUUUGAGAAGGAAAAAAAUAUUUUGGGUUUUUUCCUUCGUGCAAAUUUGCUGAAUCUAAAAAAACACAUUUUCGAGGUGUAACGUCAUUUAAAUUCACUUGUAGGAAAUUAGCAAAACCAAAUAUAAUAAAUAAUAUACCGUUGGAUAGGUAAUUAAAUUACCUUUCGAACCGUCGGUCAUUGAAUAAAAUCUAAUGAAAAUUGAUAGACUUAUAAUUGAUCAAAGUUUAAAUUUCAUGAUUUUUAGAUACUUGUCUAACUGCUGCUAAUUUUUUCUAAUCCAAAAAAUGAAAAUAGUUUGUUUUAAAUUUUUUAUCGCUAGUCUAUUUAAUUACGAAAUUUUUUGAGCCCAAGUAAAACACAAUCGGAUAAAAAAUAAAAAUUCUACACUAGAUUUAAUGAGCAAAACAAUUUUUUCAAUUUUUAGUAACCCCUCGAGUGAUUUCGAUCUAAAUCUCUUUUGUGUUAAAUUAAAAAAUCCAUAUCUUUGAUAAAAAUUUAAACAUUUUGGAUUAUCAUGUGACAAUAGUCCACAAAUUUAUUCUACUUUUUAAAAGAAUAUUUUGUACAAGAAAUCAAUACCAAUUUCGUAAUUAUAGAAAUAAAAAAGAAAAAACGUUUGCCAUGAGAUUUGCAGCAACAAUGAAAACUAUAAAUGAAAGUAAAGCUGAGGUUUUAAACAUCACUAAUCUAAGGUUUUUUUAAUUGGCUGAUUAUGAAUCCGGGUGUCAGUUUUUGAAAGUUCAAAAUGGCGAAUACAAUAUGACGGACAAAAUUUUAUAAAUCUGAGAUAAAUUCACAAAAAUGACUACUCGAGGGUUUUUAGGGUUGCUGAUUACGAAUCCAAGAUCAGUUUUUGAAAACGCAGUGGCUAUUUGGCCAGUGCACUGGCCAAAUAAGGUGGUUUAAUUAUUCGGCCAGUGCACUGGCGGAAUAAGAUGGUUUUACAAUUUGACCAGUGUGUCAAUAAAAUCACAAUUAAUAUCCAAAGCUGGCCAAAUAAAAAGGGAACACUAUUUGGCCAGUUAAAAAAAACAGAUUUUUAAUAUAUUAAUAUGUUGACUAACAGACGUUUUGAUAUAAAUUAAUGAAAUUAAUAUAAUGCUUGUCCCCUCAACAUAACCUCGAACUCCAAUUUAUAAAAAUUGGAUAAAUGUUACGUUUCGUAUGUAACUUUAAAAAAAUACAAAAUAUUAAUUAAUUAUUAUUUUUAAAAAAUCUUUAACUCAAAAUAAUUUUUUCUUAAAAUUGUACAACUGGAUUUUUCAAAACUGGGGGAAAUCAAUUUUAAAUUUCGGAAUUUUGUUUAAAUUAGCACAAGAUUGGUGAAACCAUUCUAGGCAUGAAUCACAGCGAAUUGAUCGAUUUUCUAAUUGUUUUUUUCUUGUAUCACAUUUGACAGGUUCGCAUAUAUCAAUGUUACAAUUUCCACAAUUCCAGAUAGUAGAUUUUCUUUUAAUAUCUAUUGUAUUUUUCACAAC
Messenger RNA from Leptopilina boulardi, 6351 nucleotides. RefSeq names its product AP-1 complex subunit gamma-1 (gene AP-1gamma). Gene Ontology annotation, cellular component: membrane coat; Golgi apparatus; AP-1 adaptor complex. Gene Ontology annotation, biological process: Golgi to vacuole transport; intracellular protein transport; receptor-mediated endocytosis. The transcript is spliced from 15 exons. NCBI's taxonomy places the organism in Eukaryota, Metazoa, Arthropoda, Insecta, Hymenoptera, Figitidae. The coding region runs from base 413 to 3034 and encodes 873 amino acids. Gene Ontology annotation, molecular function: clathrin-cargo adaptor activity. The record is from RefSeq and is a predicted model, not a curated record.